Molecule: messenger RNA, 867 nt
Organism: Eurypyga helias (sunbittern)
Lineage: Eukaryota; Metazoa; Chordata; Aves; Eurypygiformes; Eurypygidae
Gene: AGMO
Product: alkylglycerol monooxygenase
Exons: 9
Biological process (GO): lipid biosynthetic process
Cellular component (GO): endoplasmic reticulum
Molecular function (GO): oxidoreductase activity; iron ion binding
Source: RefSeq, a predicted model, not a curated record
AUGUGUUUUGCAGAGGUUAAUAUACUGUGGGCAGCGCACCAAAUACAUCAUAGUUCUGAAGAUUACAACUUAUUCACAGCCUUGAGACAAUCUCUACUGCAGAAAUAUACCUCCUGGAUUUUCAACUUGCCCAUGGCUCUUUUCAUUCCCCCUUCAGUGUUUGCUGUUCAUCUACAGUUUAACCUACUUUACCAGUUUUGGAUACAUACAGAGGUUAUCACCAACCUUGGGCCUCUGGAGUGGAUUCUUAAUACUCCCAGUCAUCACAGAGUUCAUCAUGGUAGAAAUCCUUACUGCAUUGACAAAAAUUAUGGUGGCACACUCAUUAUCUGGGACAGGAUAUUUGGAACAUUUGAGGCAGAAAAUGAAAAAGUUGUAUAUGGCUUAACACAUCCAGUAAAUUCAUUUGAUCCCAUCAUGCUCCAGUUACGUCCCUUGGCUCAUAUUUGGAACACAUUUUGGGCCACACCUGGAUUCUGCAACAAGCUUUCUGUCAUAUUCAAAGGGCCAGGCUGGGGACCAGGCAAACCUAGACUUGGCCUUCCUGAGGAAAUCCCAGUGAUCACUGGAAAAGAAGUUCCCUUCAAUCCUAGUGUACCAGCUCAUCUUAAUUGCUAUGUGGUUGUACAUUUUGCUGUAAUAAUGGACUUGUAUACUGAACUUCUUGGUACUGUGACUAUGUUAUCACAGGGAACAAUUCUCCUGAGAAUUGGCUUUAUCAUUCUGUCCCUGACAUCUUUUGGACUACUUAUGGAGAACAGGCCCAAAGCAGGAAUUUUGGAAAUCAUCCGCUGCUUGGUCUUCAUAGGUGUGUACAAACUUGGCUAUUUAAGGAGUCAGUUUUCUUCCUUGGGCUAUGCAUAUGAG